Messenger RNA from Corticium candelabrum, 1301 nucleotides. RefSeq names its product collagen alpha-1(XXVII) chain-like. Gene Ontology annotation, molecular function: tumor necrosis factor receptor binding. Bases 1 to 1149 code for a protein of 382 amino acids. Gene Ontology annotation, cellular component: membrane; extracellular matrix. Lineage: Eukaryota; Metazoa; Porifera; Homoscleromorpha; Homosclerophorida; Plakinidae. Gene Ontology annotation, biological process: immune response. The record is from RefSeq and is a predicted model, not a curated record. The transcript has 16 exons.
AUGCAUCAAUGCAAAGUUGCAUUGGAGAGAAAGGGUGACUACGGUCUUCCUGAAAUACGGGGGUUAGGAGGUCACAAAGGCGGAUUGGGAGCAGCCGGUUCCAAAACGUCGUUAUUGCAGGAAGACAUCGGAUCAUCUGGCCCUGCUAGACCUUCUGUGCUCAGUACAGCAUGCUCCAAGUUCUUGCUUUUAGUUUGUGCUCUAUUUCAGCAAGCUGCUAGCAACAGCGACAAGACAGGAGAUGGUGCAAUGCAAAGUUGCAUUGGAGAGAAAGGCGAAAAGGGUGACUACGGCCUUCCAGGAGUACGGGGGUUAAGAGGUCACAAAGGCGGAUUGGGACCAGCCGGUCCCAAGGAAGACAUCGGAGCAUCUGGUCCUGCUGGACUUCCUGGUGCUCAGGGUUCAACAGGUUCUGUUGGCCCAUCUGGACCAAAAGGAUCAAGCGGUGUUAAGGGACAAAAAGGAAGUAUGGGGCCGAGAGGUAUUGAAGGAGCUGAUGGAGAUCCUGGGGCAGCCGGUCACCCGGGACCAGUUGGCCCAAGAGGCUCAAAAGGAGAAAAGGGACUGAAAGGGGUACCAGGUAUAACAGGACCAAGAGGUCCACAAGGCAUUCCCGGAGAACCAAUAGACCAGGAGACGCUUGAAAAGUACUUUAGUCCUGUGAAGGCGCUACAGACAGAGGUAUCUAACAUGAAACUCACUUUGCAGUCUUUGGCAAGUAACGAUCAACCUGCUGCUUAUUUACACGGGAAUAGUAAUCAUGGCACAAAAAGUGGUGGCAGCAUUAUUACGGACUGGUAUACUGGUAGCGGUCAGUGGUAUUCUCCUAUUCUGAGAGGUGGAAUGACAUACAGUAACGGAUACAUUACCGUGCCGAAAGAUGGACUUUACUAUAUCUACGGAAAGAUAAGGUUUGAUCCAAAGUCGGGACAAACGACUUCUGGAUUCUACAUCUACUUGAACAGUCAAUAUGUUGAUCGUACACUCCAGUACGUUGCAUCACCUAAUGGUGGUCAAGAUUACACUCAUUAUUCCGGUCUUCUAAAAAUGGUCAGCAAAGGAGACAGGAUCUAUAUGAAGUUUACCUAUACUGUCUACGCUUAUAUGCAUCCGUAUUACGCUCAGUUUGGAGCCUUUCGUGUUGCUUAGACGGUGCAAUAUCUUCUGCACUAACGUGAACUAAUUGUUGUUUCAUUGUCAAAUGAUUGCAGUUUGUGUACUUUAUGCAUAUCUUCUUGGAUUUUGUCUAGAGUAAACGUUUACUGAAAUCACUUAAUUGAUUAAUUGCUUCUCUGCGCGAG